GUCAAGCUGUGGAGGCUCCACGCAUAACAAGCCACACACACAACGAGCGAGCGAGAGAGCGAGAGAGAGAAAGAUCGAGAUCGAGGGACGGACGUUUUGAUCCCCGAGCAAGCUCUGCUACAUCAGCGGUGGGGCAGAGCUUGGACAAGUUAAAUUGAUGCUCUUGGACGUGCAUUUUCUCGUCGAAGCUCAUUUCGGGUGAUAGAAAUCCGCAUUCUGGACUGAGGCGUGAGGGGAAGGGGAAGGCAUUGUGGACGAGCCCAAGGAGCUUAAGAGGUGAACAAACCCUGACGGGGUUUAUGAAUCGUUGAAGAGAGGCUCGUUGCUCAAUUGGGGCCAUCGUUGAUGACCCAUCCUUCAUCGUUGUACUUUCUCAACGCCUUUCUCAUUCUUCCUCCCUGUUUCCGCCAUUUUUAUUUGCGUUCCUCUUCGCCCACUGUAUUCAGCAAUUUCUUCACCUGCGAGACUGUUGUCUUUCUUAGCAUCUGUAUUAAAAGGAUCUCCCUGCAACGACGACGAAGAUGGCGACAGUAGAUGGACCCGCGAGGCUCCCGCCUGCUAGGGGCGAAAGUUUGGCUUCGGAUCGAUUUGCAGCAGCUUUAGCAAAUGUGAAUGACAUGGGACAAUCACUAGAAUCCUUGCAGUCAAUGCUCAGAAAGGCGGUUUACCUAGAUGAGGACGUCUUUGCGAAUGCAUCUGCAGUCUCUAAUCAGUCUCGGACGUUGAAGGCACAGGAGCGGAGAAUAAAAGCGCUUGAAAGGGAGUUAGACGCGGCCAUCGCAGCUGCUGGUCAUGCGCGGGCCGAGAAGAAACAAGCUGAAGCUGGCCAACGCGCAGCUGAAGCGCGUGUACAAGAGGUUUUACGGGAACUAGAAAAUACAGCUGUAGUUUUCAAGCUGCACGCAGAGGAGCUAAGGGCAAAACAGGAAGAGGUGGGAAAGAAGAACGAAGAGAUUCAGGUUUUGAAAGCCAUCAUUGAUACAUUGCGGCAAGAUAAAGCUGGGAAAAAAGCUUCAUGAUAUGGAGCAGCUCUGUAUGGGUAAGAGCAUAGGACACUGGGCUCUUUUCAGAACUAGUUAGGAAUUUGAAUCUACCUGCUUUUCUGUAAGCAUUGAGUCAACAUAGGCAUUGGACAACACAGGCGUAUGUAAUUGUAUAAAAAGCUACUUCAACGAAUGCCAUUUCCCUUCAUAAAUCAAAGUAACUCUUGUAGAAUUGUCAAGAGGAUAAGUUUGCUUAUUGCUGACUUAUAUACAAGUUCGUGUUCCUGCUCUGAAGCCCAAGCUUUCAAUCUUCUACGAUAGAGAAUAAUUUCAAAUUUUCGUUUCAAAA
This is a messenger RNA of Physcomitrium patens, 1332 nucleotides long. RefSeq lists its product as uncharacterized. The record is from RefSeq and is a predicted model, not a curated record. NCBI's taxonomy places the organism in Eukaryota, Viridiplantae, Streptophyta, Bryopsida, Funariales, Funariaceae.